Molecule: messenger RNA, 2333 nt
Organism: Salvelinus sp. IW2-2015
Lineage: Eukaryota; Metazoa; Chordata; Actinopteri; Salmoniformes; Salmonidae
Product: transmembrane protein 200A-like
Source: RefSeq, a predicted model, not a curated record
UUGAAGGGACCGUCUCUAUCCUUGAAGAUGCUGCAGAAGAGCUUUAUCUACAAGCUACCAUUCCAUGGAGGAAUAGAAAGUGGACAUGAUAAUACAUCUUGGUUCUACUCCAAAAGGAUUAUGAAGUGGACAGUGUUUUCCCCCCAGAUGUGAACACUUUUGCUAGCAUGUUCUUCAUAAGAAAUGUUCUGCCAAAGCCAACUCUAAAGUUAGUAGGCUAAACUGAAAACAUAUUUAAUUAUAUUCUGGACAUGAAACUGAAGUUUAUGAGCCGACUGCCGACUGUAUGUGAAUCACCGGGCAUCAGUGACAACAAGUUGAGACGGUUAAAAGAAAAACAAUAGUCAUUCUCCGCGCGUCAGGCAGCUUGGAGCAGUUUAUACAGCCGUGUGGCCAACAGUCCGGGUGCGCGUUUAGGAAAUGGAGCGAAAUAAUGAAAGCUUGUUUCUCUGGAAGUGUAUUAUUUUUCGUGUCGGCAUCCGAUUAUAAAUGUAAUGGGAAUACAAACAGACAUAACAAGUCAAACAUGAGUGUUGAGAAACAUGGCUUAUGUUAUAUUUUCCUAUGCGUAAUGGACAAAUAACAUUAGCUAUAGAGAAGCACCCUCGUUUACAGGGCCAUAGACAGCUGUAGUGAUGAUUUCAGCUGGGGGAGUGAUCACAGGCCAUCUUGCUGCGCUGAAGAGGCAGGACUCUGCCCGCUCCCAGCACCACCUGCCCAUCCAGUCCCCAGCCCCAGGAGAGAUCCAGGAGAAGAGGAAGGCCAAGCGUAAAACCCGGGCCGAUGUGGUGGUGGUCAGGGGGAAAAUCCGCCUCUACUCUGCCUCUGGGUUCUUCCUCAUCCUGGGUGUGUUGAUCCUGAUGGUGGGCGUUGCUAUGGCCGUGCUGGGCUACUGGCCACACACAGAGCCCCUUGUAGCGGCCAACACCAAGCUAUCCACCAACGACACCAGGGUGACCCGAGAGCAGGGCGGUAAGCUGAUCCAGUUUUUUGAGCAGCACCUGCACUCUGAGAAGAUGAAGAUGCUGGGGCCGUUCACCAUGGGUAUUGGUAUCUUCAUCUUCAUCUGUGCCAACGCAAUCCUGCACGAAAACAGGGACCGGGAGACCAAGGUGAUCCACAUGAGAGACAUGUACUCCACCGUCAUCGACAUCCACAGCCUGCGGAUCAAAGAGCACAAGUACGUGAAUGGGGCCUACUCAGGCCCCUAUGGGGAGCAUGAGGUCAGAACCUAUGAGAACCAGUGUGCCUCCAAGCUAGCUGCUAACACCCUGCUAGGGUUUCCCGGUGUGGGGAACGACGUGAAGGUGUCACGCAGGACCGGCUCUAUGGAGGACGAGGAGGGUCUUCUCAACGAGGCCAAGGGGGGGCAUGGCCUUGUGCCUUCAUUCUGCAGAGAGCGCUCUGGCUCCAUCUUUGGCUUGCAGCAUGAAGGCAGUCGCCAUGAGAAGAGCAACUUCCCCAAGAGAUGCCAGACCAGGUCCAUCGUCUCAUCCUCCAUCAGCGCUUUUACCCUGCCUGUCAUUAAGCUCAACAACUGUGUGAUCGACGAGCCUGACAUGGACAACAUUACAGAGGACCUGGAGCACAUGAGGGUUAGGUCCAGACCCCCCUCUAUGCAGUCCCUUUCCCUGGCUGUGCCUGUCCCGGCAGACAUCGCCCAAGCCUACAAACCUCCUGGUGUCAUGCUCCUCAGGAGCAAUUCGGCCACAGAGUCCCACACCGUGUCCUCUCGUAGCUCUCUGUCCCCAGGUUCUGCCAGUGGGAGCUACCUGUCCCCCAGGGCGGCCCGGAAGGACUUUGGCUCCAACAACUCCCUCCACAUGCUGUCUUCUCACUCCAAGUCUCUGGACCUGGAUCGAAGGCCCACCACCCUGACAGUGAAGCCAGAGCAGAGGAAACAUCCCAGCUGGCCCCGGCUGGACCGCAGCAACAGUAAAGGCUACAUGAAGCUGGAGAACAAGGAGGAUCCUAUGGACAGACUGCAGCUGCCCCAGGUAGCAGUCAAAAGGGAUUACACCAAGAAAGAGAAACUGCUCAUGAUCUCCAGGUCUCACAAUAACCUCAGCUUUGAACAUGAUGAGCAGUUCAUGAGCAACACUAUGAAACGAGGGAGCUCGGAGACCAGGUUUUAAACUCUUACAAAGCCUGGUCCCAGAUGUUUGUACUGUCUUGCAAAAAUGACCAUAAAUAUGUAGGAUCUUAAUUUGAGUCAGUUAGCUACGGCAGGAAAUAUUCUUGGAGUACCAGGAAAUGUGCAUUAUAAUUAAUGGACAUUUUUUGUAGGGGUUGAUACAUUUUUCAGUAGGGCAAAUCAAGUCUGACAUUUUAAA